Molecule: messenger RNA, 405 nt
Organism: Funneliformis mosseae
Lineage: Eukaryota; Fungi; Glomeromycota; Glomeromycetes; Glomerales; Glomeraceae
Source: the annotation of a GenBank genome assembly
AUGAAUCAGAUUUUAAGGUCACUUAAGAGAUAUCUUAAAAGAGUAAUGGAUCUUUUUAAGAACUCACCUUCAUCAACACGCACAUUCAGCGCACCUUCAUUAACCGAUUUAAUAUCUCCAAAUUAUAAUAAUUUUGAUUUAGUAUUUUCGAAUGGAAUCAAAAUCACAAUUAAAACCCCACCAUUUAAAAAAACGAAAUCGUUAUUAAAUAAACGUCUCAUAAAAUUGGAAGGAGCGUUUGAUCUGUUUUUUGAAUUAAUAAAUAUUAAUCUAAAAGAAGAGUUAUCUAAAGAGUUGUCUUGUGAGCUGGCUUAUAUCGCUGCUAAAACUUGGAGGGACUCAAAUGUUCACUUUCGUGAAAAUUUUGAAAAAUUAUAUUAUAGAUUAGAAUUAAUUAAUACAUAA